AGGACAGAGACCACCACUAGGCACAAACAUCACCUGUUUGCAUGAUUAUGGAGAUGGUCUACAUGAUGUUGAAAAUGCCCCUAGUUUUUUGACAACGGCUAAAUAACCAUGGGGUCAAGUGGACUUGGGAAAGCGGCAACAUUAGAUGAACUGCUGAGCACUUGCAUUGAGAUGUUUGAUGACAAUGGAGAGCUGAAUAAUAGUUAUUUGCCAAGAAUAGUUCUACUUAUGCACCGAUGGUAUUUAUCUUCCACUGAGUUGGCAGAAAAACUUCUCUGCAUGUAUCGAAAUGCCAGUGGAGAAAGCUGUGAUGAAUUUCGAUUAAAGAUCUGUUACUUCAUGAGGUACUGGAUUCUGAAGUUUCCCGCAGAGUUUAAUUUGGACCUCGGUUUGAUCCGUAUGACUGAGGAAUUCCGGGAAGUAGCUAGUCAACUAGGAUAUGAGAAACACGUCAGCCUCAUCGACAUAUCCAGCAUUCCUUCCUAUGACUGGAUGAGAAGAGUCACACAGAGGAAAAAAGUAUCCAAGAAGGGAAAAGCCUGUCUGCUCUUUGACCAUCUGGAGCCCAUUGAAUUGGCUGAGCACCUCACUUUUCUGGAGCAUAAAUCUUUUAGAAGGAUCUCAUUCACUGAUUACCAAAGCUAUGUCAUCCAUGGCUGCCUGGAGAAUAACCCAACCUUGGAGAGAUCUAUUGCCUUAUUUAAUGGAAUCUCUAAGUGGGUCCAGUUGAUGGUUCUAAGCAAACCAACCCCUCAGCAAAGGGCAGAAGUCAUCACAAAGUUUAUCAAUGUUGCCAAGAAGCUCCUUCAGCUCAAAAAUUUUAACACCCUGAUGGCAGUGGUAGGAGGCCUUAGUCAUAGUUCCAUUUCCCGGCUCAAAGAGACCCAUUCUCAUCUUUCUUCAGAAGUUACAAAGAACUGGAAUGAAAUGACGGAGCUGGUCUCCUCCAACGGCAAUUACUGUAAUUACCGCAAGGCCUUUGCCGACUGUGAUGGCUUCAAAAUCCCAAUCCUUGGCGUCCACUUGAAAGACUUGAUAGCAGUCCAUGUCAUUUUCCCAGACUGGAUGGAGGAGAACAAAGUGAACAUUGUGAAAAUGCACCAGCUCUCCGUUACCUUGAGUGAACUGGUCUCCCUACAGAAUGCCUCUCACCACUUGGAACCCAACCUGGAUUUGAUCAACUUGCUCACGCUUUCUCUGGACCUCUAUCACACAGAAGAUGAUAUUUACAAACUAUCACUGGUGCUGGAGCCUAGAAAUUCUAAAUCGCAGCCUACCUCCCCUACAACGCCCACCAAGCCCGUGGUGCCCCUGGAGUGGGCCUCAGGCGUGAUGCCAAAGCCAGAUCCUACAGUCAUCAACAAGCACAUAAGGAAAUUAGUUGAGUCUGUGUUUAGAAAUUAUGACCAUGACCAGGACGGGUACAUCUCCCAAGAGGACUUUGAAAGUAUAGCUGCCAAUUUUCCCUUCUUGGAUUCCUUUUGUGUGCUGGACAAAGAUCAGGAUGGUCUAAUUAGUAAGGAUGAAAUGAUGGCUUACUUCCUGAGAGCUAAGUCCCAACUACACUGUAAAAUGGGACCGGGAUUUGUCCAUAAUUUUCAGGAGAUGACCUAUCUCAAGCCAACCUUCUGUGAACACUGUGCAGGAUUUCUCUGGGGCAUAAUCAAGCAAGGAUACAAAUGCAAAGACUGUGGAGCCAACUGUCAUAAACAGUGCAAAGACCUCCUGGUUCUGGCCUGCCGGAGAUUUGCCCGGGCGCCCUCCUUAGGCAGCGGUCAUGGGUCACUGCCUGGAAGUCCUUCGUUGCCUCCAGUGCAGGAUGAGGUUUUCGAGUUCCCUGGCGUCGCAGCUGGACACCGAGACCUGGACAGCAGAGCCAUCACACUGGUCACAGGCUCCUCUCGCAAGAUCUCCGUGCGGCUGCAGCGGGCCACCACCAGCCAGGCCACCCAGACCGAGCCUGUGUGGUCAGAGGCUGGCUGGGGGGACUCAGGGUCCCACACCUUCCCCAAAAUGAAGUCCAAGUUCCAUGACAAAGCAGCAAAGGACAAAGGCUUUGCCAAGUGGGAAAAUGAGAAGCCCAGGGUGCAGGCUGGUGUGAAUGUUGUUGACCGAGGCACUGCGUUCGAACCAGACCAGGAUGAAGCUGACAUGGUUGAGACCAGACAGGACGGUGAGGAAGGCUGACUUCAGGCUGAGGACACUGAAGGCAACUGUGUUGGCAUUUGGAAGGAGCAAGAUGAGACGCUCUGAAGAACACUCCAAAACUCAGGAAGUUAUCUGAAAAGAUAUCUGGACAUUUACUGCCUUGUGACACUGUGGGAUCUCCCUGAUUGAACUAUGGGACAGAGGACUUACCCUAUGAACUAUUUAUUUCCUCCUUCCCUGCUCCUAGUGAGGUGCCACAAAGACUGUGUUAUGUAGUUGGUAGUUUUCUCUCCUAUCUUUCUCUAGAGCCAUUUAUAUACGGGUGAAAUGAAAGCUUUUGUGCAUGUACUUGAUACUCAUUCUCUAAACUCAGACUUUGCUUUUUCUGUGAGAAUGUUAUUUCCGUAUUUUUAUAAACUUUUGAGGGGGGUGUUUAACGAGGAGUCGAUUUAGGGGUCUUUUUGUGUGCUUUUUGGACGGGACCAGGACUUAUUUUUUUGAGGGACAAGGAAGCUCUUCCAGACUUGGAAGGCAGUGGUUCUUCUUAUGAUGAUCUGCUGCAAGGAGAAGCUGUUUACAUUGUUCUUACCAUACAGUUGCUAUUAUAAUGUGUAACAAGUCACACUUCUAUAAUCAUAUAAGUCUUGCCAAUUCGGCAUCACUAGGUAGCUAUGACACAGUCAUGAAAACUAUCCUAAUAUUUAUCAUUGCCAUGGGGGGAAAUUAACUAAAUACAUGUCCCAUCUCACUAGGUUUAGCCAUCUUUCAUAAGACUGCUAUUAAGAAGUAUGAAUAACAAUUUAAAAAAUCAAUUCAAGUUUUUGGGAAUAAAAUUCAGGAGAAAAACAAACCAUCCCUCAAACCCCUUACUGAAAUGCAAUUUUUAAAAUUCAACCAGCAAUUUUUAAAACCUCAAAAUAGUUUUGAGAAUUUUGUUUGUUAUAAAAGAAAACUUUUUGGUUGUGAAAGAGAGCUCUCAUGCUCUUCCUAAGAAAUUGCCAUCAUGAUUAAGAAGAGUCAUAGAAAGCAAAUCAUCACAAACCACCUUUGAUUAACAUUUCAUUUAAACUUUUAAAGUAUCAAUAUUUUGAAUAUCUUCCUUUGACCCAACAUUACUAGACGUGGGUCUGUUUCUUACAUGAUGAGAGAAGAAAGAACUUGGUUGAAGAUGUUCAAAAAUAGAGAUGGGUUUGAGCCUAUGGCUGAGGAGAAUGACCUGCUACCAAGUGCCCAGUCAGAAACUGGACCCACAGAGGUGCACUGGUCUGCAUUUGGUAGUUUAAGUGUAUAUAAUCCACAUAAGACUGAAUUUGUUUCUUUGGGGGCAGUCGCUUCAAUAAAAAAAUGCCUUUCUUCUCAUUUUCCAUUAGGUAAAUGAAGACAGUUCUGUUCAGCAAACACUUGUUGAGUGCCUGCUCUGGGCAGGUCCUGUGUUAGAUGCACAAAGAGGAACAACUCUUCAUCUCUGACCUUGGGAGCUGAGAGCCCAUGGGCAUUUAAGGCAAGAUGACUCCUUAAAAUAGAGUUUCAAAUUCGCUAGAACUGACUUAAUCAUGCCAAACAGAUUCAGAGAUCAAUUUGCAGAGAUAUUGCAAGUUAAAUGAAGUUAUUAGGUGAGGGAGUUGUGAUUAAGCUCAAAAAUGUAAGAACUCACCAUUUGCGAGCACCUCAGAAAGCAAAUAGCCAUCCCCAGUGUUGGUUCCAUGUAUAUAUACUCUCUAUUCCUAUUCAUAAAUGCAAUGAAAUACAUGUUAACAAAAUUAAAAAGAGAAAACGGCAAUUUAAGUACAAGAAACCCUUCUUCUGUGUGUGUUUUUUUUGUUAAUGAAUGUUAAGACUAUUCUUUUUCUUCUCAAAGCAGUUAUUUCACUUGCCACUUAGUUUGGGUUAUUUUUUAUUUUUCAUAUAUAAGAAGACUUUUAUAGGAUCAGCCUUCCUGUUACAAUGAUACUAAAUGAACCUCGAGUAAAAACAAACCAAAAAAAUAAUAAAACUAACAUAUUAUGUGUAUAUAUGUACGUAAACUAUUUUUGUAUAUGUGUGUAUAUAUGUGUUUAUAUGUAUACACAGGCACGCAAACACACACACAUACACACACAUACUACUAUUAUUACUUUGCUGAAGAGGAAUUUGAGUCCAUAAUAAAGCUGCUUUAUAAUUUUGAUUAUAUCAUUUACUCAUAACCAAUGGUGACUCUGAUGUUUCCAAUAUGUCAAUUUCCCAUAAUCAAUAAAAUAAGUAAAUUAGGCAAACCCA
Delphinapterus leucas (beluga whale) is the source of this 4404-nucleotide messenger RNA. RefSeq names its product RAS guanyl releasing protein 3 (gene RASGRP3). Gene Ontology annotation, molecular function: guanyl-nucleotide exchange factor activity; calcium ion binding. Gene Ontology annotation, cellular component: plasma membrane. The record is from RefSeq and is a predicted model, not a curated record. Gene Ontology annotation, biological process: Ras protein signal transduction. NCBI's taxonomy places the organism in Eukaryota, Metazoa, Chordata, Mammalia, Artiodactyla, Monodontidae.